This is a messenger RNA of Lucilia cuprina (Australian sheep blowfly), 2336 nucleotides long. RefSeq lists its product as uncharacterized. NCBI's taxonomy places the organism in Eukaryota, Metazoa, Arthropoda, Insecta, Diptera, Calliphoridae. Bases 563 to 2269 code for a protein of 568 amino acids. The transcript has 2 exons. The record is from RefSeq and is a predicted model, not a curated record.
CGAUAGAUCAGUUAAUGUAAAGAUGCUGACUAGAAAUCAUGAUGAACGCGCAAAAAUAUUCUUGUAAAAUGUUGUCCGAUGUCUUCUUUGAUUGGUGAAGUGAAGUAAAUAAAAUAACAGUAAAUGGUUAUAAUGAAUAUUCAGCAAUUUCCAGUUAAUAAAGUGUAAAAAGAGGCAAAAAAAUAAUAAUAUUGAAAAGAAAUCUUAAAAGAAAGAAAUGAAAAGCGAAAACUACUGUUUUUAUUGCAAUUAGACAACAACUGCAACAACAAAACUAAAGAAAAAUUGUAUUGCAACAAGUGUGUGCUUUUGUGUGGAAAUUUCUAAAUCAGUUUGAAAUAAUAAAUACAAAUUAGAAAUAGAGUAAUAACAACAAAAUCCAAUAAAUGUUUAAUACAAGUUUUGACCCGGUCAUUGUAUAUGUGCGUGCGUAAAGCAAAGAUUAUAAUUAGAAAAAAAUAGAAAUAAUCUAGAACGUUAUGUUUGAAACGAACAGCUGCAGUUAGUAUUGGAAUUAAAAAUAUUUUAACGCUCUAAAAUAAUAAAUAAUUUAAAAAAAAAUAUGUCAAAACAAUAUUGCAAUUUUAGUGUAGUAAUUAUUUCUUAUUUAAAUCUUAUAAAUGCCGCCAGUAUUUCUUUACAUCCUUUAAUUUCUUCAACAUACAAACCCUCUAUUUUACUACUGCCACCCGGAUUUGAGUCACCAAAGGCUCCACAUCAACCAAUGUUGUAUCCAUAUGCAGUUUCCUCAGCCAGCCUUGCUUCCAGACCAACAUCGAGAACUCUGCAAGCCAGUACAACAGCUGGUUGGAUUCCUUUGGCUGCAAAGGAUUUACCCUUAAUACCAACAACUCCAACAUUGAAUUCCUAUUCUGUACCAGUUUUAGAAGAUCGCAUUUCACAUGAUGAACGACAAUAUUCAUCGCCUUUAAAUAAUGAUGGUCCUGUAUUUGAAUCUAUAGUUUAUGGUACUUGGAAGCCAGAUCCGCCUUUACAACCGGUUAAAAUAUUGAAUGAUACAAAACAACAACAAAAACAACAUAAUGGUGGCAGCAUAAACAUCAAUGCUAGUGGUCUGGUUGUUGAUGGAAAUGUUUAUAAUAAAACUAUAAACAGGCAACAUGGUGGAUUUAUUGGUCACAUACAACAGAAACCAACAAAAGUCGACAGGCAAAGUCUGCAAAAAUAUAAAAAUGAAAAAUUAUCAACGACUUCAUCUUCAUUAGAACACAAAUCAAAAGAAUCUACGGAAAUGAGUUCAGAACAGAAGCUACAAAGAAAACUAAAAAAACAAGGUCGACAAAAAAUACGUCCAAUUAGCAGUACAACAGAACAAACCUUCAUUGAGCGAAAUCCAAAUAGAGAAGAAGCAACAACAACAACAACAGCAAUGACGCAAAAAGAAAAUAUUCAAUACCAACCAACAGUUGUCAUUAAAGUCAAUUCAACGGAUCCGAAAUUAAUGGAGGUGGUAAAACAAAUUAAUGAAUCUAUUGAAAUCAAAUACAAUCAUAAACAAACCUCAACACAUUCCAUUGACAUGAUGACAACAACAAGUGUUAAUAAUAAUGAUCGUAAAGAUGAUCAUAUUGAUGAUAGUAAUGAAGAAUUGGGUGUUUUAAAAACGCAAUUCGCUACAAAAUCAACUGAGUUUAUGAGCACCGAGCCACAAUUCAAUUAUGAAGACGAUACUGAUGAUGUAGCGGAAAUUUUAGAAAAUAUUAGUGCUACACGUAGGAGUUGGCCAACAGAUUUUAUGGAUGAAUCUUUAGAUACAACGGAGACCACUAAUCAACAAACUAAUCAAACAAAUGAGAUGAACUAUUCAGCGAUUGAUGGUAAUGAGUCCGAUCCCUCGGAAAUACCUUUUUCAUUGAGUGCUUUAAACAUACCACCAUCGUUGUGGCCCAAAUUACCCGGUAAUAUUACUAAAUUGGGAAAACCCUACCAGACGCAAAGUUCAGCCGAGGAACCAGCACUCUGUGUACCCAUCACGGUGCGAGAACAAAAUAUGAUCAAUUCAAAGGAACUGGUUUACAUCGAAAGAGUAUUCUGUUUUCCUAUGCCUCCUUCAACUACUACAUCUGAAAAUAGUUCAAUCACUGGUAGCACGACUACCUUAAGAUCCGCCACUAAGGCAAAAGUUCAGAAUUAUAAUGAUUUUAUUGAUUCAACUUUAAGAGUGACAAAUAUAUCGAAUAGUAAUUUUAAGAGUCAACUGUAUUUAGUAACAUUUAUUUUAACUAUUUAUUUUAAAUUUAUUGUUUAACAAUAACAAAAAUCUUUGUACAAAAUUUAUUAAUUAUGUAUUGCGUGGUUUUUUAUUUAUUUGAAAA